AUGUUAGUUUUGGCUAUUGGUGAACAUACUCAAAGUGGAAUGUUUUAUGUCGUUGCUGUACCCAAAAGUUUAGCAUCGACUGCAAAACUAUCAUUAGAUUUUGCAUUUCGGAAAAUGAUGAAAGAUCAUUAUGUUUUUCGUCAUUUGAAUGCAUGUGAAAAAAUGGGUUAUGCAAAGACAAUAUGUUGUGAUAAAAAAGAAACAUUAACAACAAAUCGUAUGACUGUUGUACAAGCUUACGUUGGUGAAAAACAUUGGAAAAAUGUUGAAACUCCAGAUAGAGCAAAAGAAAUUAUCAUACCAGAUAAUAUAAAAGAAAUUAUAUGUGAAAGUGUAUCUGUUAAUAAUAGUUAUUCAUCAAAAUUAUUACCUCCACGAGAAUAUGAAACAUUACCAAAACAAGUUGGAAAUAAAACUGAAUGUAGUUUAUUAGGUUUUGUUAAUACUCUUGGUGAAAGUUAUGAUAAAAUACGUACAUGUCAUCCAGAAGAAAAAUUUGUUCAUGUUUAUAAAUUUAAUUCAGUACGAAAAAAUAUGUCAACAAUUAUUCAACGAUCUGAUUCAACUGUACCAAUAUUAAAUCGUUAUGGUAAUAUUGUACCAUGUUUAAAUGUUGAUUAUGAUCGUCUUGUACAAAAUGUUAUUGAACCAAUGGAAUGUGAUGGUUUACGUACAAUAUGUAUUGCAUAUAGAGAUUUUCCAUCAGAUAAUUUACCCGAUUGGAAUGAUGAUACUAGUGUUCUUGAUCAAUUAACAUGUAUUUGUGUAUGUGGUAUUAAAGAUCCUAAACGUCCUGAAGUACCUGAUACUAUAGCUAAAUGUCGAGAUGCCGGUAUAACAGUCCAAAUGUUUACAGGAGAUAAUGUUAAUACAGCUCGAUCUGUUGCACUUAAAUGUGAAAUUAUAUCACCUUAUGAUAAUAUUUUAAUAUUUGAAGGAAAAGAAUUUAACAGACGUAUAAGAUCAGAACCAGAUGGAGAGGUUGAACAAAAUUUAUUUGAUAAAGUUUGGCCACAUUUACGUGUAUUAGCUCGUUCAUCACCAAAAGAUAAAUAUACACUUGUCAGAGGUAUUGCUGCAUCAAAGAUCAAUCCAGCAGAUGAAGUGGUUGCUGUUAUCGGUGAUGAAACAAAUUAUGCUUCUGCUUUGCAAGAGGCUGAUGGCGGUUUUGCUAUGGGUAUGCAAGAUACCAAUGUAGCAAAAGAAGCAUCAGAUAUAAUUCUUGUUAAUGAUAAUUUUAAUUCGAUUGUCAAAACUGUUAUGUGGGGUCGUUAUAUUUAUGAUUCAAUAGCAAAAUCACUUCAAUUUCAAUUAACUGUUCAUAUUGUUGUUGUAUUUUUUGCUUUUAUUGGAGUAUGUAUUACAAAAGAAUCUCCAUUACGUAGUGUACAAAUCUUAUGGAUUUAUCUAAGUAUGAAUACAUUGGCAUCAUUAGUAUUUGCUAUUGACAUACCAACAGAUGAAAUAUUAAGACGUAAACCUUACGAAUGUACACGACCAUUAAUAUCUCGCACAAUGAUAAAAAAUAUUAUGAGUCAUGCUAUUUAUCAAUUAGCUGUUAUGCUUUUUAUUUUAUUUGACGGAUCUAAGGUAUUUAAUAUCGACAAUGAUCGUCCAGUUGAUAGUAUAUUUAAACCAUCUGAACAGUUUACAAUGAUAUUUAAUGUAUUUGUGUUAAUGACUUUAUUUAAUGAAAUAAAUUGUAGAAAAAUUUAUGUUAUAUGGAUUGUUACAUUUGUUGUACAAAUUAUUCUUGUUCAAUAUGGCUCAUUCGUAUUUUCUUGUGUUACAUUAACAUUUGAACAAUGGACGUGGUGUCUUCUUUUUGGUGUUGCAGUUCUUUUAUGGAAUCAAGUGCUUAAUUUGAUCCCAAUGACGCGUCAUACGUCGAAACUGGACGGGCAUGGUGUUCAUGAAGUAGUAUCACCUGUUGACCUAGAUCCAGAAGAACAGUCAAGACCAGAAGUAAAUCUAACAACGGAACAAAUGCUUUGGUUAAGAGGAUGA
Rotaria sp. Silwood1 is the source of this 2007-nucleotide messenger RNA. Lineage: Eukaryota; Metazoa; Rotifera; Eurotatoria; Philodinida; Philodinidae. The record is from the annotation of a GenBank genome assembly.